Molecule: messenger RNA, 1410 nt
Organism: Stegodyphus dumicola
Lineage: Eukaryota; Metazoa; Arthropoda; Arachnida; Araneae; Eresidae
Product: ATP synthase subunit beta-like
Source: RefSeq, a predicted model, not a curated record
GCAUUAUCCCUUUUUGAAAAAAAAAACUGUGGAUAUAUAAGUCAAGUCUUUGGGGCGAUUGUAGAUGUUGUCUUUGACGAACAAAAAUUACCAAAUCUUUUAAGUGCUUUAAUUGUAGAAGAAUUAAAUAUUACUUUAGAAGUAGCACAACAUAUCGGGAAUAAUAGUGUCAGGUGUAUUUCGAUGAGCAAUACUUUUGGCUUAGUCAGAAAUAUGAAAGUAAUAGAUACUCAAAAAACUAUUAUGGUUCCUGUUGGUAAAGAAGUUUUGGGUAGGGUUUUCAAUGUUUUAGGCCAACCUAUUGAUAAACUCAAAAAAAUCGAUCAAAAAACUCCAUUAUGAUCAAUUCAUCGUUCUCCUCCAACUUUGAACGAACAAUCUUUAGAAGUAAAAAUUUUAGAGACAGGUAUUAAAGUGAUCGAUCUAAUCACUCCAUAUGUUAGAGGUGGAAAAAUUGGUCUUUUUGGAGGAGCUGGUGUAGGAAAAACAGUUCUUGUUCAAGAAUUAAUUAAUAACAUUGCACUUCAACAUGGUGGGAUUUCUAUUUUUGCAGGAGUGGGUGAAAGAACUAGAGAAGGUAAUGAUUUAUAUAAUGAAAUGAUAAAUGCUAAUGUUUUAAACAAAACAGCGCUAGUAUUUGGCCAAAUGAAUGAACCACCAGGGGCAAGAAUGAGAGCUCCUCUAACAGGUCUUACUAUGGCAGAAUAUUUUAGAGACGAACAAAAACAAGAUGUUUUGUUUUUUAUAGAUAAUAUUUUCCGUUUUACUCAAGCUGGUUCUGAAGUAUCUACUUUACUUGGUCGAAUCCCUUCAGCGGUUGGAUACCAACCAACUUUGGCUUUAGAAAUGGGCCAACUUCAAGAAAGAAUUACUUCUACCCAAAAUGGUUCUAUUACUUCUAUUCAAGCUAUUUAUGUACCGGCUGAUGAUAUAACUGACCCAGCCCCAGCUACUACUUUUGCCCAUCUAGAUGCAAAAACUAUUUUAGAUCGUAAUAUUGCUGCCCUAGGUAUUUAUCCUGCCAUAGACCCAUUAAAUUCUGCAUCUCAAGCACUUUCGAUAGAGAUCGUUGGUAAAAAACAUUAUGAAGUAGCUCAACAAGUAAUUCAAAUUUUGCAAAAAUUUAAAGAAUUGCAAGAUAUUAUUGCAAUCUUAGGAAUCGAUGAACUUUCAGAAACCGAUAAACAAAUAGUUCAACGCGCUAGAAGAAUUAGAAACUUUUUAUCUCAACCAUUUUUUGUGGCUGAAAAGUUUUCUGGCAUCAAAGGUGAAUUUAUAAAAGUUGAAGAUACAAUAAAUUCUUUUGCUGAAAUACUAAGUGGUAAAUACGAUGAUUUACCCGAACAAGCCUUUUUGUAUGUUGCUACCAUUAAUGAUGUAAUAAAAAAAGCUAAAAAGUUAUCAAAAUAA